AUGUCAUACUCAAACCUAUUACGGCCUCUCAAGCUGGGCGAGAUCGAGCUCAAGCAUCGCAUUGUUAUGGCGCCACUCACAAGACUCUUCACAGACGAGAACCACGUUCAACCGCCAUUAGCAGUGGAAUACUACGCCGAGCGCGCAUCCGAGGGUGGCCUAGUCAUUGCUGAAGCUACUGUCGUGUCGUUAGAACUCGGCGGCGGCAAGCAUACUCCUGGCAUCUGGACGCGUCCCCAAAUUGCUCGAUGGAAAGAAAUUACCGACGCCGUUCACGCCAAGGGAGCUCAUAUCUUCCUCUCGAUCGACUCUCUAGAACCACUGGCAGAUGCGGCUCUAUCAGCAGAGAAACGAGGCCGCUAUCCCAGCAGUACCAGCGAAACAUUGUCCAUCAAAAGGUGUGACUCACCUUCUGAGUCCCUACCUCCCGCCUUGGACGACGAAGAAGUCAAGUCGACGACCAGGGCGUUUGUCCAAGCGGCAAGAAACGCUGCCGCUGCUGGGUUUGAUGGUGUCGAAGUUGGUGCCAACGGGUACUUCAUCUAUCAAUCGCUGCACAGACACACAGAUAAGUAUGGUGGCCACGUUGAGAGCCGCGUUCGAUUUGCCCUCGAGGUGACAGCUGCAAUAGCAGAGGCCAUAGGUGCCCACCGAGUUGGUUUCCGCAUGAAUCCAUCCAGCGCUUUCCGCAUGUCGAGUCUCGCGCCCGAGUUCACAUCACUUACCCGACAGUUGAAAGAGCUGAGCUUGGCCUACAUCCAUAUCAUCAAGUCACGCGCCAUCACCAACAUCGAGUGCGACAAGUACGAGGGUAUCAAGCCGUUCCUCGCCAUCUGGGGGCAAGCAUCGCCUGUCCUUAUCGCUGGAGAAUUCACGCCUGAAUCUGCCAGAAGCGCCCUUGACACCGAGUAUCCCAACAGUGACGUCGCUCUGGUCUUUGGUCAACAUUUCCUUGCCGCGCAAGAAGCAAAACUUCCAGAAGACAACCCACUCGGUUACGAGGUUUCAGAACUUAGAACAUUGAACGCCAGCUUUUACACUGGAUUCUUAUGA
Molecule: messenger RNA, 1053 nt
Organism: Aureobasidium subglaciale EXF-2481
Lineage: Eukaryota; Fungi; Ascomycota; Dothideomycetes; Dothideales; Saccotheciaceae
Exons: 1
Coding region: 1-1053 (350 amino acids)
Molecular function (GO): NADPH dehydrogenase activity; FMN binding
Source: RefSeq, a predicted model, not a curated record